Cottoperca gobio is the source of this 1006-nucleotide messenger RNA. RefSeq names its product mannosidase beta like (gene manbal). The record is from RefSeq and is a predicted model, not a curated record. NCBI's taxonomy places the organism in Eukaryota, Metazoa, Chordata, Actinopteri, Perciformes, Bovichtidae. The transcript is spliced from 4 exons. Gene Ontology annotation, cellular component: membrane. The coding region runs from base 286 to 546 and encodes 86 amino acids.
AGUGCGUCACAUACCUGUGACGUCACUUCCGAUACAUGGAUGUUCUUUUUCUCCCUUUGUGAGCUAAAUUAGCAUUUCUUCCUUCACAGCUUUACUAAUAUUUUUGUUUUUGCCCUGAUUUUGAUGUUAACAUCCCUGUAACCACUAAAGAAGAGUGAAGUAUUCCCGCCACUGGAGUGUUACCCUUACCCAGUGAGAAGAAAAUAUGUUAUCAAAGAAUUUGGAGUUGAAGAGAUAAGUAGGUGCACUGAAGAAUAACAGACCAAACAGCCAAUCAGCAGCAUCAUGUCUGCCGAAGUGGACCUGUCCCCUCCAGAGGUCCCUGAGGCCACCUUUUUAGAGAGCCUACUGCGCUAUGGACUGUUUCUGGGUGCCAUCUUCCAGCUCAUCUGCAUCCUGGCUGUCAUAUUCCCAACAUCCAAGGGAUACGAACAGGAGGAGACUGAGUCCAACGAUGGCAAGGUCACCGAACAGCUGAAGAAACCUAAAGGACUGGCACCCCAGAUUCGACAGAAACUAAAGAAAGAGAGCAAAAAGAAGAGAUAGACAGCGGUGUGUGUGUGUGUGUGUGUGUGUGUGUGUGUGUGUGUGUGUGUGUGUGUGUGUGUGUGUGUGUGUGUGUGUGUGUGUGUGUGUGUGUGUGUGUGUGUGUGUGUGUGUGUGUGUGUGUGUGUGUGUGUGUGUGUGUGUGUGUGUGUGUGUGUGUGUGUUAACAUUGGCAGUUACCAAUACAAUUAUCACUACAGGUAUAUGAAACACUAAAGUCAUUUUACGACAAUAGAAAAUGAUGUGCAUUUAAUUUGAGACACUUGAGGAUGACCUUGACCUUCACAUUCCACACAGUAUUACUAAGAAUAAAUUGUCAUGGCGCUGAUUGUUUAUGCGGCUACAUAGUUCACUGGCUAUUUUAUUUGCAUUCAUUUUCUUUUAUAAUUGAACAUCAUUGAUUUGAAUAGUAUUUGGAUUUCAACAGACAAAUAAAAACAUUAUGGAGUCAUUCCCCUCA